CUCUCCUUCUUCUUCUUCUUCUUCUUCUCUCUGUCUCUCCCUGUGACUCCACGACUCGAAUCGCACAAAGCUAUUAAUACUCGCCGGCCAUUUUACUCCGUCUAACCCAAUCGCAUCACUAAAUGUGAGCCAACUCCUCGCCUUAAUUCAGCUCCCUCUUUCCUCUUUUGUUAUUUCUCCGGCGAUCGCCAAAACGCCACCGUUUUCGUGUUUCGUGCUGUUGUUUGUUUUUUCUUCGUGGAUUGUGAUUUGAGCUCGUCGGUUGUUUUUACCGUUAGUAGUGUGUGAUCGUGGCCGAAUACCGGCGAGAUAGGUGCAAAUUGAGCUUAUCAUCUGAGUCAUGCUGGAUCUUAAUCUCACCGCGGCGGGGUCGUCGGAGCAAGACUUCGUCGUCGGAGCGUUGUUCACGGAAGCCUCCGGCAGCGCCACGCAGAUGGACGAGUCCGGGACCUCGAACUCGUCCGUCGUCAAUGCCGACGCCUCCAGCACCAACGACGACUCGUGCGGAGCCAUGACGACGCUGAACUUCGAUAUUCUCAAGGUGGGCGGCGGAGGAGAGGAGGAGGACGACGGCGUUUUUGUGACCAAGGAGCUUUUUCCGGUGAACAGUUGGCCGGUGGCGGGGCAGGGGCAGCAGUGCUCGCCGGCGAGGCAGAGCUUGAUCGAGCUUGGUUUCGAACACGGUGGGCUGAAACAGCCACAACCACAACCGCCGCCGCCGCUGCAACAGCCGCAGGUGAAGAAGAGCAGGAGAGGGCCGAGGUCUAGGAGUUCACAGUAUAGAGGGGUCACUUUUUAUAGAAGAACAGGGAGAUGGGAAUCGCAUAUUUGGGAUUGUGGCAAGCAAGUGUAUUUGGGUGGAUUUGACACUGCUCAUGCUGCUGCUAGAGCCUACGAUCGAGCUGCUAUUAAGUUCAGGGGAGUUGAUGCUGAUAUCAAUUACAAUCUGAGUGAUUAUGAGGAGGAUAUGAAACAGAUGAAAGAUUUGAGUAAGGAAGAAUUUGUGCACAUACUUCGUCGGCAGAGCACUGGUUUCUCUCGGGGGAGCUCAAGGUAUAGAGGGGUUACACUGCACAAAUGUGGUCGUUGGGAAGCUCGAAUGGGACAAUUCCUUGGCAAAAAGUAUAUAUAUCUUGGACUAUUCGACAGUGAAGUAGAAGCUGCAAGGGCUUAUGACAAGGCAGCUAUCAAAUGUAAUGGAAGGGAAGCUGUCACCAACUUUGAGGCAAGUACUUAUCAAGGGGAGAUGCUAUCAGACGCUGGAAAAGAAGAUGGAAACCACAAUCUUGAUCUCAAUUUGGGAAUAUCUCCCCCUUCAUUUGGUAAUGGCCAAAAGCAAGUCGAGGGGCAGCUUCAGUUCCAUUCUGGCGCUUAUGUGGGGCAAAAUGGAAAGAAUAUGAGGAUGGAGCACAAUGCAAACGCAACAAUGAAUGCUCCACCUUACAAUGGUGUAAUGAUACCAUCAGAGCACCCUCCUUUAUGGAAUGGUGUAUGUCCUAGUUUAUUUCCAAAUCAGGAAAGAGCAACAGGGAAGUCAAUUGCAUUAAGAUAUCAAGGGCCUCCCAAUUGGGCUUGGCAAAUGCAUGGCCAGGUCAGUGCCUCCCCAAUGCCACUGUUCUCUACUGCAGCAUCAUCAGGAUUCUCAUAUACAGCUACCACUCCGCCCGCUGCUGUUCUCCCCUUAGUCCCCUCAAGCCCAGCCGCCCGCAAUCUCUGGUUUACAUCUUCAGCUACUGCCAGUCACCAUACCUCCCAAUAAAACCACUACCACAUUGAAGCCAUCGUAGCCGAUUGUCUCCAUCUAUUUGAAGUGCAUCCACAACAAACCGACUGGCAGUCCUUUCGAUUCUUUGUAUGAUUCAAAUAGAGAUUGAUACAUAAACAAACACCACACCACGCCACACCACACCACAACUCGACUCUGACUCCAUGUUUAUCACAACCUCACUCUGAACUCUUUGUAUUUUUCAAUGAACUUUGUUAUAGCUGACCUGAGCUCAAAUGUAAAGUUAUUAUGGUGGCGCUCAUAUUCUAGCCAGCCUUAUAGGACUGGCACAUUU
This is a messenger RNA of Argentina anserina (silverweed cinquefoil), 2060 nucleotides long. Its product is annotated as ethylene-responsive transcription factor RAP2-7. Gene Ontology annotation, molecular function: DNA-binding transcription factor activity; DNA binding. The transcript has 10 exons. The coding region runs from base 341 to 1759 and encodes 472 amino acids. Lineage: Eukaryota; Viridiplantae; Streptophyta; Magnoliopsida; Rosales; Rosaceae. Gene Ontology annotation, biological process: regulation of DNA-templated transcription. The record is from RefSeq and is a predicted model, not a curated record.